Molecule: messenger RNA, 2466 nt
Organism: Hibiscus syriacus
Lineage: Eukaryota; Viridiplantae; Streptophyta; Magnoliopsida; Malvales; Malvaceae
Product: myosin heavy chain, striated muscle-like
Source: RefSeq, a predicted model, not a curated record
AUGACGGACGAUGAUGAAGUAUCGACAUGGGAGACUCUCGUUUCCAUUCUCCAGGAGCUGGAAGAAACAAUAGAAAAGCAUAAAGUAGAAAUUAAUAACCUUUCUGCAGCAAAAUCUGAAUGUGAAGAAUCACGAAAGGAUGACUUCGGUGAAAGUGAUCUUGUUGAACAACAAAGAGGAGAUUUGCAUGCAGAGAACAGAAAUCUAGAGGUCCAAUACCAGCUGCUGCAGGAAUCACAUAGGAAAUUGGAAAGCUCUAUUCAGGUUCAGGAGAAAACUCUGGAAGAAAAGAACCAAGAAAUGGAGACCGACCAAGCUUCAAGGAUUCGAUCGCUUAUGGAUUGUGAAGCUGAAUGGAAAGGCAAAUUAGCUGAAAAAGAGCAAAAAAUCAUUAACUUGGAAAUGAAAUUGUCCGAAGCUCUUGAUGUCCAAGGUUUAAAAAAAAUGGGUUCUGAAAAAGAAGAUAAUUCCGAUCUAAUCAGAGAAAUUGAAGAUCUAAAACUGAAGGUGCAGGAACUCGAGAGAGAUUGCAACGAGCUUACUGAUGAAAAUCUUGAUCUACAUUUUAAGCUCAAAGAAUCAAGCAAAGAUCAUAGUGCCAUCUUGAAUUCUCUUUUACCUGAUCAUCCGGGAAAGAAUUCUCUUUCUAGACAUGAACCAGUACCUUAUGCCGAUCAUUUACAGAUACAGUCUGUACUAGGAAAUAGAUGUGCUGACCUAGAGCUGCAAUUGGAAGCUUUCAAGGACAAAGAUUCUUAUCUUGAUGAUGAACUCUCCAAAUAUCGUGCCAGAGCAGAAGAACAGGAGUCUGAAAUCGACAAACUGCAACAGCAAUUACAGCAUUACCAGCAGACAGAAAUUGAGAGUAAGGAGCAACCUACUACUCUGUCCUUUGAAGAACACAGUAUUUCUGAAUCACCUGAUGCCAUUGAAGUCUCUACAUUGCUUGCUGAGUUACAUGAAUAGAUUCAACUCUCUUUAGCUAACUUAAAGCGGCAGUAUGCUCUUAAUUCACAUGUAAAUCCUCAGGGAACUGUUUCUGAGAACUCUGAGAUUGUAAAAAGUAAAGAUUUGAUAAGUAAAAAACAGCAAGUUGAGAUUAUCUUGAACAAUUUUGUCCAGAUAAAACAGUUCUUCAGAGAAAGUUCUGUUGGUGAAUAUGGUAAAGAGGCAAGUGGUUUAGGAAAUGAAUUGUCAGACAAUAUAUCUGAGAUAGAGAAACUUAAAUCUGACAAUUUCCUAAAGGACGAGGAGCUUGAGGCUUUAAGACAUCAUCAGAAGGAGUUAGAAGCCCAGGUUUCUUUUGUUGAGAAGGAGAAAAGCCAGUUGGAGGAAAACAUAGAAACCAUGCUCAGAGAAGCUGCUGCUACUGAAAAAUGCUUGGAAGAUUUACAUAGUGAAAUGAUGGUCCUUAAUAGCAAUAUGGAUUCCCAGAUUUCAGCCAACCAGGUUCUUGUAAAGAAAUCUAUGGAGAUUGAAAGUGGGAAACAGGAACUCGAAGUUCAUUUGUCUGAACUAGAAGAAAAUCUACAGUUAUCAGAACGGAUCUCUGGUUUGGAAGCACAAUUAAGGUAUCUGACUGAGGAGAGAGAAUCUCAUCGUCUGGAACUACAAAAUUCAGAUUCUCAAGCAAUGGAAUUUAAGGAAGAGAUAAAAAGACUGGAAAAUGAAAAGGAGGCACAAAAGGCUGAUAUGAGACAGAAGAUGGAAGAGAUGCAAAAGCAGUGGUUAGAAGUUCAAGAAGAGUGUAAGUAUCUAAAAGUUGCUAAUCCCAAACUACAAGCUACUACUGAAAGUCUUAUCGAAGAAUGUAGUAUGCUUCAGAAAGCAAAUGGAGAAUUACGGAAGCAAAAGGCGGAGUUAAAUGAGCAUUGUUCAGUCUUGGAAGCAGAACUGAAGGAAUCUGAAAAAGUUUUUUCCAACAUGGCUAGUGAAGUUGAAGCUCUGGAAGAGAAGCAUUCCUCGAUGCUUGAAGAAAUAACCUCGAAAGAGAAAGCCCUUAACUUCGAGCUAGAAACACUUCUUCAAGAGAACAAGAGGCAGAAAGAAAAACUUGUUAUUGUAGAGAGCCAGUUAAAUCAAAAGUACAUGGAGAAGACAAUGGAAGCUGAAAACCUCCAAGAGGUGGCUCACCUCACCGAACAGAUAUCUGCUACCCAGGAUGCAAAGCAGAAAACAGCAUCAGAAGCUGUGCUUGAAGUUUCUCAUUUACGUGCAGAUAAAAUCAUGCUUGAAGCUUCUCUAGAAGAUCUUCAAGGGAAGCUUAAAGUAUCUGAGAGCAAACUCAAUGCCUUGCAGGUGGAAUCUGAAACCGAGACACAGGGACUUAAGGAAGAGUUAACUGCUGCGAAGCAAAAACAGGAAAUUUUGAUGGGUGGCCACAUAUGCGUCUUCCAUGGAAGUUGUUCUAAAUCUGGCGUUGGGGACAGUCUACUACACUACCUCCCCUUAUCUCAUUACAUAUAA